Seminavis robusta is the source of this 1706-nucleotide messenger RNA. The record is from the annotation of a GenBank genome assembly. Lineage: Eukaryota; Bacillariophyta; Bacillariophyceae; Naviculales; Naviculaceae.
CCCACAUGAAAUUGCAAUUUGAUUUGUGGCUUCCCAUUGGCCAUGGCAACGAUGAUGGCUGAGUUCGGCACAUAAACUCUGGCGGCAAGCAAAUUCGCAACACAUAGAUCGGGCUCAUCACUCUUGAUCCAAACAUCCAAACCAAAAGCAGAUACUUUCAAUAACCAAGCAAGAAAGUCGUCACAUACCAGAUACCCUGGAACUUCAACGUUGCUCUUUCGUCUCAUUUAUUUUCCAGUUUCUUAUUCCAAGCAACCCAUCCGGCAAUCCACGUAUUUGCUUUCUCCCAAUCAAUAAUACAAUAUACAGUACUGUACCAAGCAAGCAAGAUGUUUUCUGUUCGCGCCCUUUCGUUGAAGCCAACCAACUCUGGUCUGAGGAACCGUGCUGUUUCCUUGAUGAGCCGUCGUAAAAAGUCGGCCUUGACGACCAAGGACACGGAAGUUGUGAGCUCCAAUACCAGCAGCAGCGGUGUUCCCGUUGCCAAGUGUUUGCUGGCGGCAGCUGCUGGAGUGGGAACUGUCUCGGCGGUGGCUGCCUUGGUGGAGAAUUCCACGGCUUCGUCAGUCCCAGCAUUUGAUCCCAAGGGCCAACGUUACGAUGCUGAAAGCUUUGGAGGACGAUUCUCUCGUAUGCUCUUGGCGUGUGACCCCAGUCUCUUGAUGUACACGGAAGAACAGGUUCGCGAGAGCCAACAGAUGGUUCUGGACUACCAGCAGUUCUUGGCCAAAAACAACAAUGAUCCUGCCGCACACCGUCAAUUGUGGGAAGCAAAGCGUGUUUCGGAGUCUGCCGUGCAUCCUGAUACAGGAGAUGUCAUCCCACGCCCCUUCCGAAUGUCAGGCUAUGUCUUUUACAAUGGACCCGUCUGUGUCGCCAUGGUCGCUUCCCAAUCCACCUUGCCUCUCCUCUUUUGGUCAUGGAUCAAUCAGUCGCAGAAUGCACUAGUCAAUUACUACAAUCGCAAUGCUGCAUCCACCAUGACCAACGAAACACUCGCCAAGAGUUACGCCGCUGCCGUGGGAUCGGCUCUCUGUGUCGCAUUUGGAUUGGCAACAGUCAUUCAAAAGCGAUUCGAUGCACAAAAGGCAAAAUCAAUGCUGCGAUGGGUCGCAUUCCCCAGUGCCGUCGUCGCAUCGUCGCUCAAUUGCUACAUUGUACGAUCGCCGGAAAUGGAUUCCGGUAUUCCUCUCUUGGAUCAACAUGGCAAUGAUGUAUUGCCAGGAGAAACCAGUCAAGAGGCUGCCACACGAGGUGUUCAUUCCACGACACUGUCUCGUGCUCUGUUGCAGGCACCUGUCUACUUUUUGCCACCUCUUCUCGUGUCCAGUGGACCGCUGAAGCAAGUCGUCACCAAGAAUCCUGCCUUGACCGUUCCUGUCACGACCUUUUUGCUAUUGGCGUCCUUUGGAGUGGGACUACCCGCCACGGUCGCAAUCUUCCCACAGAUCGCCGAGAUCCCCUCGGAGCAAGUGGAAGACAAGUUCAAGCAUUUGCGAAACCCCAAGACACAACAACCCUACCAGGCAUUCUAUUACAACAAGGGAUUGUAAAAGCCGAAUGUCGUCGUUUGUUUUUCACUCCUUGCAUGCAAGGUUUUUGUUCAUGGUACAGCCGCGAACCAAAAAGAAGUGGAUGUGCCUUGAGACCAAAAGAAGAUUGAUCGAAUGUGUAACUUUAAUAGCUAGUACUUUAUUGCAACGUUU